Messenger RNA from Lodderomyces theae, 666 nucleotides. RefSeq lists its product as uncharacterized. Gene Ontology annotation, cellular component: mitochondrial inner membrane. Lineage: Eukaryota; Fungi; Ascomycota; Pichiomycetes; Serinales; Debaryomycetaceae. Bases 1 to 666 code for a protein of 221 amino acids. The record is from RefSeq and is a predicted model, not a curated record. Gene Ontology annotation, biological process: mitochondrial respiratory chain complex IV assembly. The transcript has a single exon.
AUGAAGAUUAUCUCAGAAGACGAAAAGAAUGCACACAUGAACCAUGUGUUAUCGGAAGGUGCUAAAGGGCUAGUUUACGGUGGUGUUUUGUCCGUUGGUAUAUAUUCAUUUUUCAAAUACAGAAGACCAGCACGGUUUGCUACUUUCACUACUAGUGUUAAGGCUGCCAUUAUUACUGUUCCAACGAUUGGUCUUUCUGCGUUUUGGGCUGAUCAAGGCUCAUGGGAAUUUGACAAGAUGAUGCAUCAAUCAGAAUAUAAUCAACAACAAAUGUUGCAAGAGCACAGGAAAUUCAAUAGUUUAUCCAUGUCGGAAAAGAUCUUCACAACCUUGGGUGCUCAUAAGUACCAAAUCAUUGUUGCUGCUUGGGCCGCAUCCCUUUAUGGAUCAUGGACUAUCAUCAAUAAAGAUAAAGUCAUGACGACUGCUCAAAAGGCAGUACAGGCAAGGGUCUAUGCACAAGCAAUCACGGUUGUUUUGUUAUUGGGAACCAUAUUGUUGAGUUUGAAGGAGGCUGAAAUCAACAAGAACAAGCCAGCACCUCUUCCUCAUUGGAAACAGGUAUUGGCUGAAAAGGAAGCCGAAAAGCAAGCUGAAAAGCAAGAAGCUGAACAUAAAGCAGCCGAAGAGAAACGCGUAUCCUCUGAAAAGAAGGAACAUUUAUAG